Puccinia triticina is the source of this 1407-nucleotide messenger RNA. RefSeq lists its product as uncharacterized. Gene Ontology annotation, biological process: mitochondrial electron transport, NADH to ubiquinone. The coding region runs from base 1 to 1407 and encodes 468 amino acids. Gene Ontology annotation, molecular function: NAD binding; NADH dehydrogenase (ubiquinone) activity; quinone binding. Lineage: Eukaryota; Fungi; Basidiomycota; Pucciniomycetes; Pucciniales; Pucciniaceae. The transcript is spliced from 8 exons. The record is from RefSeq and is a predicted model, not a curated record.
AUGCUCUCGACGGCCUUCAAGCGACCCCUGCUCUCCGCCCUCGCCAGACUCGCCCCGCCCAGCACCGCCCCGCUCCUCCGGCCAGGCCCAAGCCACCCGCACCGCCCCCUCUCCAGCUCAUCCACCCCGCCUGCCGCCUCAGCCUCAACCCCGCCCGCGAGCCUCCCCAACGUCGUCGAGGACUUGCACGGCCAAUCCGCCGAAGCCAUCCUCGCCGAAGGCCAGGGCAAGAAACAUGGCACAAUGAGACACUUCACCGUUAACUUCGGACCCCAGCAUCCCGCCGCUCAUGGCGUCUUGAGGAUGAUCCUCGAGAUGAAUGGCGAAGAAAUCCUGCGCGCAGAUCCACACAUCGGGCUGCUCCAUCGAGGCACCGAAAAGCUGAUCGAAUACAAGAAUUACACCCAAGCCUUGCCCUACUUCGACAGGUUGGAUUACGUGUCCAUGAUGACCAACGAGCUGUGCUACUCUAGAGCCGUCGAAAAAUUGUUGAACAUCGAGGUGCCUGAUCGAGCCAAAUGGAUCCGAACGAUGUUUGGCGAAAUCACCCGAAUCCUCAACCAUCUCAUGGCCAUCCUCACUCACGCCAUGGAUGUCGGAGCUUUGACGCCAUUCUUAUGGGGAUUUGAGGAGCGAGAGAAGCUGAUGGAGUUUUACGAGCGAGUCUCGGGUGCCCGCCUCCAUGCGGCGUAUGUCCGCCCGGGGGGAGUAGCCUUCGACUUACCGCACGGAUUGCUCGACGACAUCUUUACGUGGGCGACGGCGUUUUCGGACCGGGUGGACGAGUUUGAGGAAGUGUUGACGGAGAACCGGAUCUGGAAGGAGCGGACGAUCGGGAUCGGGAAGGUGUCGGUGACCGACGCGCUCAACUACGGCUUCUCCGGCGUCAUGCUCCGCGGCUCCGGCGUCCCGUGGGAUAUCCGUAAGAGCCAGCCCUACGACGCCUACGAUCAAGUCGAAUUCGACGUGCCUGUCGGAAAAAACGGCGAUUGUUACGAUCGCUACUUAUGUCGAACCGAAGAAUUCCGUCAAUCUCUACGGAUCAUCCAUCAAUGUCUGAACAAAAUGCCAGCAGGCCAGAUCAAAGUAGACGAUUAUAAGCUAACACCGCCGCCCCGAGCGACGAUGAAAGAGUCGAUGGAGGCCCUGAUCCACCACUUCAAGCUCUUCUCGGAAGGCUACAAUGUCCCCCCGGGCGAGACUUACUCAGCCAUCGAGGCUCCCAAGGGCGAGAUGGGCGUCUAUCUCGUCAGCGACGGCUCCAACCGUCCCUACCGUUGCCGCAUCCGCGCCCCUGGCUUCGCCCAUCUCGCAGGCGCCGACUUCAUGUCCCGACACCACUUCCUGCCAGAUAUGGUCGCGAUCAUCGGGACCAUGGAUUUGGUGUUCGGAGAAGUCGACCGAUAA